GGCUCCGCCAUGCCGAACCUACCGGUGGGACACAGGCCGUGGGUGGAAAAAUUGGUAAUACUCACGCGAUCGCCCCGGCCCACUCGACCAUAGUGCGCCAAAAAAGCAAGGAGCGGCAUCUCGCUGGAUGUGCUUGGCAGAACCACCUUCCUCUCCAGAGCGGAAAGAUCUGCUGAUUUCUGUUGGAUAAGCAAGAAGCGACAUGGGGAUCCACCUGGUCUACAGCUUGACUACAAGGACAUGGUUCGCUAGCGAUUGGCACGAAGCCGCCUGGAGUAUGAGCGGCGCUGCGGAUUGCAGAUUGGUACUGGGCGGGAGUUGCUUUUACGAGUCACCAAGGAUCCCAGAACGGGGUCACGCUGGUGCAGCGCGGUGGGAAAAGUCGGCAGUGGGCGGAGCCCUUUUUCCCAGGCAACAGCGAUGCUUAGCGGGAAUGCUGCAGCUGCCCCGCCCAAUGGCAGCAGCAGCGGGGAGAGAUCUGCUAGGACGCAGGCGAAGGGCGGGCAUCGAUGGCAAUCGAUUGGCGUGCAGGAUGCAUGUGGUGCUGCACUUCGUGUUUUUUAUUUUUCGCACUCGGUCAAUGCUUGUCCUCAGGCGGAGGUGUCAUCCAAAGGACGGAGCGGAUAUGGUGGGGUCGCGGGAAAUGAAAAAGCAAUAUGUGCAGGAUAUGCACAGGCUGGGUGUUUCGAGAAAGGAGAAAGGAAAAAUGUAGCGGAGGGAAGGCCGCCAGAGAAAAAAACCGGGUCGUGGCCGGGAGGACGCCAAACGACAGAAAGCUGGAU
Linderina pennispora is the source of this 782-nucleotide messenger RNA. RefSeq lists its product as uncharacterized. The transcript has a single exon. The record is from RefSeq and is a predicted model, not a curated record. The coding region runs from base 203 to 712 and encodes 169 amino acids. Lineage: Eukaryota; Fungi; Kickxellomycota; Kickxellomycetes; Kickxellales; Kickxellaceae.